UGCCAUUGACUAAAGCCGAGAAUUGGCAUCCUGCGGGAAAACGAGCACAUCUAACAGGGUAACACUUUCCCAGGCGACUAUUUCUACCCUUAUCCUUUAUUUAAGAACAUUUCCGUGGAUGCAGCAGGCGUCUCUGACCGGCAGCUCGACCACAGUGUUCCUGACUGAGUGAAUGAUCUGAAUGUCAGCCGGUCAAGGUCCGCGCUGCCGACGCACCAGCACCAGCGCUCCCCUGCGCGUCCCUGCUCUGCUGGGAAACAUCUGUCGGGGUCGGUUCGGAUGGAUUUCUAACCCUCUGCAGCUCUGACAGGACUGUGAUUGGGACGCGACACUCCCGGAGCAAACCCCAUGCUGCAAUGAGGAGGUGGAAUAAUGGACCAGGCAACACUAACGAUUGGUCUGGAUCGUUUCGUUAGUGCAUAUUAAGGCGAGGAAGCGCAGAUCUGGGGCACCAUGUCGGCGGUGAUGAUAACGCGAAAGGUGCGCAAAUGGGAGAAGCUCCCGGGGAAGAACAGCUUCUGCUGCGACGGCCGGGUGAUGAUGGCCCGGCAGAAGGGGGUCUUCUACCUCACCCUCUUCCUCAUCGUCGGGACCUGCUCCCUCUUCUUCGCUUUUGAAUGUCCAUACCUGGCUGUCCACCUGUCUCCUGCCAUCCCAGUGUUUGCUGCCCUGCUCUUCCUGUUCGUCAUAGCCAUGUUGCUGAGGACCAGCUUCAGUGACCCCGGGGUGCUGCCGCGGGCCCUCCAAGAGGAGGCCACGUUCAUCGAGAGGGAAAUAGAGGCUGCAAACGGCAACGUCCCCGCCGGGCAGCGACCUCCACCUCGAAUCCGCAACGUCCAGAUCAACAACCAGAUCGUCAAGCUCAAAUACUGCUACACAUGCAAGAUCUUCAGACCACCCCGAGCAUCGCACUGCAGCAUCUGUGACAACUGCGUUGACCGCUUUGAUCACCACUGUCCAUGGGUUGGCAACUGUGUGGGCAAGAGGAACUACCGAUACUUCUACCUGUUCACCCUGUCCCUCUCCCUGCUGACCAUUUACAUCUUUACCUUUAACAUCGUCCACGUGGUCAUGCGCUCAGUGGAUAAAGGCUUCUUGAACACUUUGAAGGAAACACCUGGAACUGUGCUGGAGGUGCUGGUUUGUUUCUUCACCCUGUGGUCGGUGGUGGGACUGACCGGCUUCCACACCUACCUGAUCUCUCUCAACCAGACCACCAACGAGGACAUCAAAGGAUCCUGGUCCGGAAAAAACAGAAUCCAGAACCCUUACAGUCACAAGAACAUCGUCAAAAACUGCUGCGAAGUGCUCUGUGGGCCGACGUACCCGAGCGUCUUGGACAGAAGAGGACUGAUGCAGGAGGAUUUGUCCGUCUCCGUAACCAAUCCAGUCUCCUCCUCCACAAGCAACUUAGUCCCACAAACUAUGAAAACCACAGCUCCACUCAUCCCCAAUGAGCACACGCCUGACGAUACCAAACCAAGUAUUGCCUCCUCAACAGAGACAAGCUCCUGCCCCAAAGAUAAGAGCCCCUCUCCUAAAGAGGAGCAUCCUCCGUCUCCGAAGCUGCCUCCUCUGGCUUCACCUGAGACCGAUGCAGACGCGUCCAUUGCCAAGGACACUACCCAUUAGCUGCAUGAGGUGAGCGGCUCCGGUCAGAGUCUCUCCUCCAACAUCUGGUCUGCUCCUGAACUGAAACACAAAUAAUCAAUGACUGAUGACUGUUCGGGUGACACAGUUAUUCUCUGACUGCUACCCUUUAUUCUCUGGAAAGUGGAGUUUCUCCUACAGCUCCUUUCUCCUCCUGCCACUCCCAGCAGUAGCUGCAGAGUUGUUUGACUGACACUUAACUCUUGAGAGACAACAGCUUCCUGUCUUCUGACCACUGCACGGAAAGGACACGCAGGAGAGAAGAUAACGGGGCUCCUGCAGUCAAAUAACUGUGAGCUUGCUCUAACUGACAGUAAAUGUGUCCUUCAUUAAUAAUUGUAUAAUGACAUUUAUUGUGAGAGGCCAGUUCAUAUAAUAUACUCCUUGCAAGCAUCUGACAGCAGAAGGUUUGACUUCUGGACAUGUGUUAAAACUCAGUGCGGUCAUCUUUGUUGUGCAUACAUUACAUGCCCUAUGCAAACCACAGAAGACUGGACAAGCAGCUUUGUGAAAAGUGUGGAUUAAAGGUUUGAACCUCCUGUAAGUACACAUGAUGUCCAGGCAGAAAGAUGGAUGUGCAAAUCCUUCAGCUGAGAAAUUCUGCAGGCCCUUUCCAGGCAAAGUCUAACUUGUCUUCUUAUAUUGCUGCAUUCAGUACUGUUGUCAUUCAUGUGAAUAUUUAAUUUUUGAAGUAAUCUCAUCCAGAUCAAUGGCUGUCCUUCCGUUUUUAUAUAAUCAAAGAUCUAGUGGUGAUGUUGGCGCUUUGAAACACAUGAAGCCAAUCUGUGCACAGGUGAACUUCCAGGUGACGUUGAGCCUCUGAGUCCCAAUGUGUGUGAAGUGGGGUAAAAAAAAAAAAGGCCUGCUGUGCGUAGACACUCGUUGUAACAGUGCCUUAUUGAAAAAGUUACACCAUCUACAGCAACUGAGGUCAACCAGAGGAGUCCUUCUGAUCGUGUUCAUUGAGAAAGUAAACUAGAGUGAUAUUUAAUGGUUAGUUUCUUUUUGAGAGGUAAAGACAGAUGUUGCUCCCUUGUCUGUUGAAUCUGACGGUACAGCCUGCAGUCACUUAAUUUAUCUUAUCUUAUCAUAAAUAACAAGAAAAGCAACUAGUUUAUACCACUCCGAAGAAUCUAGUCACACAAAAAAAAAACAGAUAAAUAAAAGAAAAGUACAACUUGUGAAUGAAUCAGCGUUAGUAGGGCUGGCAGGAUCUUUAAACUACAGAUUCAGGCUGGUGAUAUCGAACUCGUCCUUUUAAUCUCCAAAAGAAAUCAAACCGUAAAGAAGAGGGAAGCAGGAAAAACAACAACAAGGAAAAGAAAAACUCAAUACAAAUGUAUUUCUACCUGCCUAUAUAACACUACAGUUUGUGAUUUUUUUCUUUUCUCUCAUGAAGAACAGUUAGUUUUUUGUUCUCUCGGAGUUAUAAGAAGAAUCACACGUGUGAUAUCACUGUUGGAGCAAAAGUGGUGCUUGUGAAGCAAAUGUAUACGCAAAGCCAUGUUCUCGCAGGUGUUGUUUUAGUGAAACAUGUUGAGUUGUGGAGCGAGGACAGAACCAAGUGCAGUGUGCAGUCAGGGCUAGUUGCCUUUCCUCCUGCAAAUCAUGGCAGAGCCGAUCUUCCUCACAGUCCUCUCGCUUCCUGCCGCCUUCUGCCAAUAAGUUAAACUCUUCCUCCCCUGUCACCUGUAUCUUUGACGGUUGCUCCCACAGUUCACCCACAGUAGAGGUGACUUCCACUACAGCCACAUGGUAGGCCAGUAAUUGCAGAAAGAAGAAAGAAGGACAUCCAAUUCUUUCUUUGAACACGUUUUAUUUUGUUCUCGGUCACAGAGAUUGUAUGAAGGGGUGAGCACCCUCCGGGACAGGGAAAUAAGAAGAAGUCCAGCUAAUUUUUAGUAUCUAGACGAUGUUAGCAGAUAGCGAGAGUUUGUACUAGUGAUUGUGUGGUAUGUAAGACUGAGUCCGUGUUUGUGAAACUUACAUGUGUAGAAAUCUAGUAUUACAUCUGACAAAUCUGCCCAAUUUAUUUACUCUAAGAACCAGAUCAGAUACACUUAACCUCCAAAAACAAGUUUUUUUUCUUUGUUAGUUUUUGCAUACAAUCAACGGAAGAAAAUAGAUUUCCAGACCCGAGGAUUGUAACUUUGGUGCAACAAUUUAACUUUCAAAACGAACAUCAUAUAAGACACUUUCACUCAAUACAAAUGUAUGGCCCACCUCAGAAAUAUUUUGGUAUUGAUUCAUCUUUCAAUGAUCAAUCAAAAAACAAUACAAAGAAGCUCAUAAGAAAAACCUCAAAUAUAUUUACUUCAACAGAUUCAGCAAAUGUUUACGUCUGAAAGUCUCAAUCUUUUUUGCAAUGCCAAACAAAUAACUGAUGGUUAAAAUGUUCGCCAAUCUUUAUUUAUUUAUUUUUUAUUUUUUAUGAAUUUAUUAACCAGCAGAUUAAUCAAUAAAAUUGACUGUUGGGAGACGUUCUAAAAAAAUGAUGCCAGUAUUGUUUCCAUGUUAUUUGAGAAAUGUUAAGUAACAAACUGAGGGCAGUUUUCAAAGCUGAUCUUCGGGGGCGGUUCCUGGAGACAUGUUGGUGUAUUUGAUCGCUGUCAUCAAUGAGAGUCACGAAUGUAUAUCGUUCAUAUUUAUUAAGAGGGACAUUUGUGUUUUCAAAGCACAUUUCCAAGGGAUGUGUGAACUUUUACGUUUUUGCCAAUAGUUUGCUGACCAAGCUGAGCUCUUGUAUUUAUAAUUCCUGUGUUAAAACCAUAGUCAGAUCUGAAUGCUCUGAUUGAUUAUGACAUUGCAUCAUGUUUGCAGAUACAGUACUAUGAUGGAAUGCUUACUUAUGUUCACUUUGUUUAGUAUCAACACUGUGAUUAUAUGUAUUUCAUUCAAUUUACUUCACUUCUUUUUACAUGAUCAGUGUGUCUGGUAAAUAAACAACAUUGUCUUAUUAUAAA
This is a messenger RNA of Cololabis saira (Pacific saury), 4613 nucleotides long. RefSeq names its product zinc finger DHHC-type palmitoyltransferase 9 (gene zdhhc9). NCBI's taxonomy places the organism in Eukaryota, Metazoa, Chordata, Actinopteri, Beloniformes, Belonidae. The record is from RefSeq and is a predicted model, not a curated record. The coding region runs from base 454 to 1632 and encodes 392 amino acids. The transcript has 10 exons. Gene Ontology annotation, molecular function: protein-cysteine S-palmitoyltransferase activity. Gene Ontology annotation, cellular component: endoplasmic reticulum; Golgi apparatus. Gene Ontology annotation, biological process: peptidyl-L-cysteine S-palmitoylation; protein targeting to membrane.